This is a messenger RNA of Ceutorhynchus assimilis (cabbage seed weevil), 1373 nucleotides long. The record is from the annotation of a GenBank genome assembly. NCBI's taxonomy places the organism in Eukaryota, Metazoa, Arthropoda, Insecta, Coleoptera, Curculionidae.
GUUUCACUUUUGUUCAGUCCGCCAUAAUAAACUACAACAGUGAGUGACAAAAUAAUCCAAAUGUAUUGCCUUUUAUCUGAAGAAGAAUGUGCACUAAUUUUAUCAAAGACGUUCAAAAAUAAAAAUUACAUUUUCGUGAAACAAGAAACAAAACCAUUUAGUGAUGUUGUUUUAGGAUACCUAGGCGAACACUUACUAUUGACAAUAUUUUACAAAAACCAACAAAAAAUCAACAAAGUUUCGUAUUUCAUCAAGUGCGCUCCGCAAAAUCAAACUCAGAAACAAUUUAUAGACGACUUGGACGUGAUACAUAAAGAAAGAUCAGUUUAUGAACUUAUAAGCAAACUUAGGCCAUUUGUGAGUAGACCAUUUUCCGCAGAAUAUUAUUUUGGAAGAAGCAACGACAUUGUUGUAUUUGAAAAUCUAAAGCCCCAAGGAUAUGGAGUACCAAAGCAGGAUUAUUUCAAUCAGCAGCAAAUUGAAGCAGUUUUGAAAACAAUGGCAAUUAUGCAUUCUGCAAGUAUGAAGUUUGAGGAUAAUGAAAACCACGUUUUAACCGAUGAAUGCAAUGAACAUUUUAUUGAUGAUUCGUAUAUAAAUGAAACUUCUAGGAAUGAUUGGUACAAGUCUGCAACCAACUGUAUAGCUCGUCUAGGAGAAUAUUUUACUGGUAAAGAUUACAAGAGGAAAUUGUUUGAUUAUUUAGAAGAUGAGCUGAUGGAAUUGGAUAAGGCAUCUUCAAAUUCAAGAAAUGUCUUAUGCCAUAAUGAUUUAUGGGCAAAUAAUAUUAUGUUCAAGGAGAAUAACGACGAUUGCCUUUUUGUUGAUUUUCAGUUUGUUAAAUAUCGUCCACCAAGCCAUGAUUUUUGGUUCUUUUUAUAUUUUAACACUGAAUAUGAAUUUUUAAAGACACAUUUGGAUGAGUUUGUUGAUUUUUACUAUAAACAUUUGCAAAAUGAGCUUGGUGAUGAAGAAGUGUACACAAAAGAGGAAUUUUUGAUAAGUAUUAGAGAAUUUGCAAAGCCAGUGCUAUUUCAAGUUGGCACUUGUGUAACUAAUGUGUUUAUAUCUGAGAAGUUUUCAAAGGAAAUGAUACAAAAUAAGCAACUUUAUCAGGAUUUUAUGAUGGGUGAUAGAAGCAAAUACGUAUUGGAAGAAAUGAGAAAUAAUCCCAUGUUUGAAGUUAGAUUAAGGAAUGUUAUCGUGCCAUUAUGUAGCUUGUUUGAAUAGAAUUAUCUAAAAUUUAAUGGUAGUUUCUUUAAAAACAUUUUCAACUAAAAAUCACGUACCAUUCUCAAUACAAUUAUACUUAUUAACAGUUGAUAUAACGAAUUCACUAUUUCAGCGUUGCUGGGUGACUAUUUACAAAUAAA